GUGGGGGUGGGGAUCUGCUACAACAUAUUAUCAACUGCUUUGGCGCCUUUUCGCCAGAACUUCUCCUGUGCCUCUCCUGUCUUCAAAAUCCUUGACCCCUUCAAGUGAGUUAUUGUCUGAACAGGGAAACUGACGCUAGCACAGCUCGGCCGCUGUUCACGUUGCCAGCUUCAUGUUUCAAGCGCCAGCUGAAGUUGCGAACUCCAAAUCUUCCGUCAUGACUUUUCAACAGGGGGCUGCGGCUGCACCCCCACUCGGGAGUGAAAUGUCUUCUCGCUUUGUGGAUUGUGUGGCCGAGUCGAUGGCUUUGAACCCCGAACUUUAUCGCUGGGCCUUAAUGCACGGUGACCCAGACACGCUUAUGGAAUGGAUCCUGUUGGCAGGUAAGGCCGAAAUCGUGAUGGAUUUUGAAAGCGACGAGAGGGAGGCAGGGACGGGUCGCCGUCAGGGGCAGGCCAUCCAGAUGGGGUCCCGCGGGUCACCCGGGAAAUUGACGGAGGAGUCGGAGGAAACCCCGUAUGCCCGCAGGCGUCGGCUGGGUCUUUGCCUUUAUUGUGGAGAGAGUGGGCACAUGGUGGCCACCUGCCCUGCUAAACCGGCAGCCAGAAUGCCGCCUCCCCCCCGUGCAACCAAGCGGAGCAACCCGAAGUCCUUCAAACCCAAAAAAGGUGCCAUUGCCUCCAAAGUGGCUUGGGAAGUGAACUCGGAGCCGAGUUCCUCUUCGCCUGAGUCUGAUGGUGAGUCGGCUGGAGUUGGAACUGUUGGAUACCUUGUCCCGACUGCAGAGGUGAGUGAAGAGCCUCCUGAAGACAGCAUCUUCCUGGCACCCUGCUCCUUCUCAGUCUCCUGCGAUUUGGAUUAAUUGCAGCAAUUCGGAUUAAUUGCAGGAAUUGCUAGACUCUUGCAUCUAUCGUAACUGCUUGCAGUACCUGGUAUCCUGGAAAGGUUAUUUACCUGGACAGAAUGAGAGUGGGUGAAUGCAGAUGACAUCAGAGCACCCUGGCUAAUCAAAGUGUUUCAUCGUGCCUGUCCAAGCAAAGGGGGGGGGGUGUCUUAAGGGGGGUGGAAAUGUCAGGAUGCCAUUGCUGGGAGGGGGGAAUUGUGGGGGGCUGCUUUUGCGUUUGCAGGUGCUGCUUUAUCUGUUUCCCUGGCCUUGGGAGCUCAGGCUGGGAUGGGCCUUCAGGCUGGACUUUUCUAACAGUUCACAUGUGGGGGUGGGGAUUUGCUACAACAUAUUAUCAACUGCUUUGGCACCUUUUCGCCAGACCUGUUUUCUCCUGUCUCUCUUCUGUCUUCAAUAAAAUCCUUGAACCCUU
Messenger RNA from Sphaerodactylus townsendi, 1316 nucleotides. RefSeq lists its product as uncharacterized. The transcript is spliced from 3 exons. The record is from RefSeq and is a predicted model, not a curated record. NCBI's taxonomy places the organism in Eukaryota, Metazoa, Chordata, Lepidosauria, Squamata, Sphaerodactylidae. Bases 173 to 862 code for a protein of 229 amino acids. Gene Ontology annotation, molecular function: nucleic acid binding; zinc ion binding.